Dermacentor silvarum is the source of this 1647-nucleotide messenger RNA. Its product is annotated as protein regulator of cytokinesis 1-like. Gene Ontology annotation, cellular component: spindle; cytoplasm; mitotic spindle midzone. The record is from RefSeq and is a predicted model, not a curated record. The transcript has 12 exons. Gene Ontology annotation, biological process: microtubule cytoskeleton organization; mitotic spindle midzone assembly. Gene Ontology annotation, molecular function: microtubule binding. Lineage: Eukaryota; Metazoa; Arthropoda; Arachnida; Ixodida; Ixodidae. Bases 1 to 1647 code for a protein of 548 amino acids.
AUGACCUCCGGCUGGAACAUGGUGGACGGCAGUAUUGACGAGACUUUAAAAGUGUUGGAAAAAGAAAACGCCAUGGCAGAAUCCCUAAAGGAAUUGAGAAAACAGAAAAAAAAUCGGACCCGCCAGCUGAAGACGCUGCACGCCGAGCGCAUGGAAUUGUGUGCCAAGCUCGGGAUGACAGAUCUGAACUUUUACUACGACAAUGGACCCAUUCCAACUGAGGAAGAUUUGAAAGAGCUAAAGCAGCAUGUGACAGAGCUCGAACGAGAGCAGGAAAUCCGCUCGAGGAAGGUCUCUGCACUAAGGAACAGCAUCAUCGCUAAGGUCAAGCUUCUCGACGUACAACCUGAGGCAGAGCUAGUGAUGCAGCUGAUCGAGGACCAGGAAGGCUUCAGCCUGACUACACAAAACAUCGAGGAAGCCUCAGCAUUCCUUGCGAGGCUGGAAAAACUGGAAGAGGGCAGGCGCAACGAGCUUGCCAUCCUGCUGCACCACCAGACAUUGUUGCAUGACUGGCUCGAAGUGCCGCCUGAAGAGCAGGGCCGCAUCCCGAGUGCCGGCAGCGGUCUCAUUCCUACCAGAAUGGCAGCGCUCAAGAACAAGCUUGCCGAGUACGAGCAUCUAAAUCAACUCCACCUACCUCAGUUCUACAACAAAGUGAAGGACGAGAUCACCAUGUGGUGCCAGAAGUGCGAUCUUCCACAGAACCUGGUGCACCCCGAUGAUGACUGUGAAGGGGUCACCGAAGAGCGCCUGUCAGUGCUGGAGGAGAAGCUGAAGAUUAUGAAAGACUUAUAUUCUGAAAACGAAGGCAUUAUUGCCAAAGUAAAGGCCUAUAAAAAUUUCUGGAAUAACUAUACGGAACUGGAGAGGCAUGCCAGGGACCCAUCUCGCCUGAAGAACCGAGGAGCUCGCCUCCUCAUUGAGACAAGACAACGGCAGCGGCUGCAGAAUAAACUCACGAGGCUGAGGAAGGAAAUUGAAGAUUACAUCGCCCUCUACAGCGGUAGGAACGAGAUGUUCCCACUGUGGAGUGCGCAGUUCCUCGCCUACCUGGAAUCCCAGCAGCACGCACGCGCUGAAGAAAAACAGCGGGAAUGCCUAGAAAGGUCUAAAGAAAAAUCGUCGCAAAGCCGCGCAAGGAAGCUCAAGCAGCUUCACACCACUGCCAUGCGGGAGACAGUGGAGUGGGACCUCCAAGGUGCCCCGAUUAGGGACAAGCAGUGCCACUCCCGCGUCCAGCAGCCGCGUAGGCAGGACACCUGGCCCCCUGGUGGCACACCGCCGCCCAGCAACCCGCACUGGAACGGCUUCUGCAGCAGCUGCAACAGCCGUCCGGCGGCGCUCGCUGAAGUACCUGCCGUGCAUUACAUCGACCCAAGCACCGUGUGCGCCAGAGGAAAGGAGACUGCGGCAAUCAGUAGCAGUUACAGGAGGAAAGCGGCCAGUGGGCGACAGCUGUCCGCGGGAAAAGGAAUUGACGAGGAUAGCGCAUGCACCAGCACAGCUGGACAAGUCAGUGAGGCGACCGCCAUGGACGCCUUCGCGGAGCGUCUGCUUCCACACGUGCAUGGUGCGGAGCAUGGAACAGUGAAAGCCAAGUGCGUGUCGCAGGUGUUCGACAAGAUUGUUACGACGUCGAGUUAG